Molecule: messenger RNA, 930 nt
Organism: Aspergillus wentii DTO 134E9
Lineage: Eukaryota; Fungi; Ascomycota; Eurotiomycetes; Eurotiales; Aspergillaceae
Exons: 3
Cellular component (GO): Golgi apparatus
Source: RefSeq, a predicted model, not a curated record
UGGCAGGCCUGGGUGCGGCCCACCGUCACCCAAGUGCCGGCCUCGUAUACAGCCCCCGUCUAUGUGGCCAUCUUCAUCAUCGGCAGUCUGUACGAGCUGUUUCUCUCCGUCGAUGCCAUCUACCACAAGAACAACAUUCUGCUGUUUGCCGUCUGCAUCAGCAAUGUGUGCUGCUUGAUCUUCUCGGGGAUGCAGUAUAUGCAGAUGCACCACACCAUCCAUCUCCUGGCCACCGCGCGUGAUGUCAACUUUGAUCCCCUCGUGGAUCUCUCCGUCGAUGUCUGGGCCCGCGUGCAGCCGGCCUUGCUGGUGAAUCCCAUCGUGAUCGGGCUGUCGACGCUGGCCAUGUGGCCGUUGGCCUGCCAGCUGCACAAGGAGUUUGCCUGGGCGAUCUAUCUUCACAUCCACGCGGGAUCCGACACCCGAGCACGAUAUCUGGCAUAUGAAAUCUAUCUGGUGUUUUCCAAACUGGACUUUUACUUUAUCCUCGGCUUCAUCUUGCAGUACGACCUCAUCGAUGUGCACUUUCAAGAGCCGGAGUACUCUCUCACCCUGGCUCUGGUUCCCUUUUCUCUGAUGAUCCUCGUCUCUGGAGUCUACUUUGUGCGACUGGAAUUCCGAAUCGGAAUGGCUGCGGUCAUUCUCUGCCAUCUGGGAAUGGUCGCCUACCUGGUCAGUCGCAUCGUCGCCCUGUAUCUCGAUCCGUGGCUCAGCAACACGACGGGCAAAGACAUGAUGCUGCUCUUUGCCUUUACGGGCUUGACCUUUAGCGUCAUCACCUUUGCCUGGGGCAUUCGCUGCAUGCUGAACUUUGGCCACGGGCUGAAACCGCUCUUUUUCAAGGGGAAAAAGGAGGCAUAUAGCCUGGAAGAUGCUCGGUCGCCAUCGGCGGUGUAUUCUUUUCCGAAUCGUCGGUUGUCGCUAGAUUAG